UCUUAGCGUGACAGUACCAUGGCAGUGGAUGCCAUGGGGACAAGAGCGGGUGUGCGCAUAUGUACAACUGCUCGAGCCAGCGCCUCAGUAGGGGUCACGUGAUUCUGGAGAGAGGACAAGAAGUUAGGGUACAGCUUGACAUGCCGCAGGAUCAGAUGGAUAUCUUAGACGUCAGGUCGGAGUUAUCUCUCAUUCAUAACUCUGUUCAGCGGAAGCACGUGCCUACGAGACCGGGGUCAAGGGAGGGGCGAUAUUGCACGGGGCCUUAUGCAGCACGUGUCACUGGCCUUGAACUCUGCGGUCACGUGGAGCUGCCAUGGUCACCGGAAGCCGUGACUCUAUACGGACCUGCCGCUUUGUCAAUGACUUUGCACAAGAGGGACACUCAUACAGGCUACAGCUUCAUCGCAAAGCACGUGAAGAAGACACAGUCAAUCGCCACAUUGCUGGAGAUAAAAACUCCCGGAUCAAAAGUCGACCGCAACCUUGGCUUUGAUCUUCUUGGAGACAUGACUGACCUGAAGGAUGUCAGAGUACAUCUCGGGUUCUCAUCCCCAUGGAAGAGUGCAAAAGUGACAGGGUCUUUCACCAACACUGCAGUCUUGAAGUCCGCCACCUGUCGCAUGAUCGUCGACAAAGCUGUGUUAUAUGCCGUCACAGCAGAAGUUAAAGUGAUGAGAGACAAGUUUGAUGUGAUAUACUUCCCAGUCCUAGAAAUUCGCCGGCCGGGCAGUUCGGACUGGCUAGUGAAAGGCAUGGUCAGUGUGCGUGCCCACUGGAAGGUCCUCGCAGCCGACGUAUUAGCACAAGGGUUUACGCAUUACCCGUUGAUCUUAAAAACUUCUAUUACCAACACUAACCUAGAGAAGAGCAUAAAACUCACAGCUGUCCACGGAGCCGGUGUGACUUACACCUUUGCUGCCGGCACCUCUCUCGCCUUUAUCGGAAAAGGAGCCUCCGGGGUAGAUGUCAGCUACUUCCUGGUGUUCACCACCCCUACCCGGGAACUGCUGACUUUGAGUGGCAAUGGAGGCUACCGACCUGGACACAUAUUCAAAACAGACCUGAAGCUGACCAUAGAUAAAUACAAACCGCUGCUUGCAGAGUGCGUGAUGACCAAAAUGAAAAGGCGGUCAGAUGUGCUUCUAUACGGCCUCGAUGUCAGCAUAAAAUCCGCUGUUGCGCUCCUCAAAGUGGACUCAGUUGUCGAUGUCAAGAAAGACCGCAUGGUCAGUGCUCGUGUGACAGUCACGCAUGACAUCCCUUCAAUUCUGCCACGGGACAAAAUGACAGUGGGGUUCAAGGCCACAGUCAACAGCAACUUUGUCUCAAAGAGCUGUUACAUCACGCUAAACAUGGAUUCCUUGGCUAUACCAGACUAUAGUUUUUCCGCGAAGCUUCUCGGAGAACAUCGCACGAAACAAACAGAAGCCGAGAUGGUGGUCAAGCACGGACAAGACCGCAGGGACCCGAACAACCAGAUCCUGUUCAGUACAAAGGUCAAACAUGACGUCAUUGACAGUACUGUAGCAAACGUGGGAUACAAAGUAUUGGUUUCACUUCCAAGAAAGGAUAUAGACUUUCACCUGAAAGGGCGUCACAUUCAUACUACACGCUCUGUGGACUCCGCAUGUGACUUAACCUUUGGCACGAAUCAGAGCGCACAUGCGCACCUCAUGUUCAAGGACAGAAGCAACAGGCUUUUGAAGAUGACUGGCGAGGUUCAGAUCCAGGCCCCUGUUCUGGAUGUCGUGAUGGAGACUAGUGUGGUCCAGAAAAAUCCGAAACACUUCGUUCACAGCGUGAGCCUCAGAGAAGGGCAGGAAAGAAGACACUCCAUUAUGACAGUGUUCAGAGAAUCAGACAAGCAGUCAUUUGCCAUUUUGUCAGACAUACUGAUCCAUGGAUGGCAAAACAUUAGACUGACCGGUGACACCAGAUUGGAACUCGCAGAUCUGAAGGUCGGGAGUUCUAUAUUCUUCGGAGAGAACAAGUAUGGGGCAAACGUAGCAUCUGCUGUUAAAGCAAACAAACACAAGUUGAUGGCCAGUCUGUAUUAUCCCAGAGAACUGUAUUCUUUGAUGACCAACACUGAGCAGAGGUUCGAUGGAAUCUACAGCAGCACCGUCAAGGUCGCCUGGGAAGAUGAAAAAAGGGUUCAAAGACCGCUUUUGGCUGUCAGAGGAUUGCUGCAUAGAAAUCACAAAGCAGGUGGAGAUAUUCGAAAACUCAAGCUAUCUGCUCAGUCACCUGCGAUGAGAGGAUUCAUGACUGUGGACAACGAGAAGCCUCAACUUCUUGUACGAGGAAAUAUCUUCAGAGGCAGAAAAAAGAGUUCCUAUUCUACAACACUGGAGCUGAAGAAACCUGUCAGCCUGGAAAACGUACAGUUUCUGUGCAAAAUUCUGACACCCGACAGGCACUGCCACCGCACAGAAGUAGAGGUCGUCCACACCAUGCACCCGAAGGUGGCAGAAUUACUCGAGCACCUUGUCGAACGCGGAUUUUCGCGUUUAACUCGAGGCUGGCUGCCUCCUCCGAAGGAGACCAGCUUAUCGGUAUCACUCCAAGGAGGCAGUGGCCAGACUGUUAAUCAGCACACUGCCGAAGGUGUGCACACACAGCAAUGGUGGACUUAUGUUCACGAACAGGACACAGUGCCGACAGGAAGGGCAGAUAUCCAAGGGGGCAUUACCGUAAAAUCGACAAUCGAAAAUCACAUCGAUGUUCGACUCAAUUUUAUGCACAAACAGUACGGUCAUCUUCACGAACAAACAUUCAAGCUCGAUGGCAGAAGCAAUAACGACACCAUCGCCUUCGUCUUCAACAACAACUUGCAUCAUUUUCAUAUUCGCAGUGUAGGAGAACUUGAUCUAAAAACGCAGGCGGGUGUUGUGCUUACAGAAUGGAAUUUAGAAACCAUAGGAGGAAGCAUACUGUCUAAUUUCUCAUCUUCUUGGUGUCCUGGUGGCAAAGUUCACUUUGAGAUUCGUGGACACCGAGAUAUUAAUAGACACAAUGAACUGAUAGGUAAUAUCAUUUUUCAAACGCCGUGGAGAGACUUGGCUAUUUCCCUGGUCCAUGCACAAUCUUCUGAAUCAUUUCUGUCCGAGUGCUCCCUGCGUCAAAGUGAUGUAGAAAUUGUAUCUCAUCGGAUUUAUGCUCUUUUCAUGCCGUCCUUGAUCGAUGCUAACCUAACGGUACUGACCCCAUGGACCUCUAAAGUUGUCGGUGCCCUGCAUGGUCGGUACAAUGCUACGGCCUUAACCGGUGCCGUAGAAGUGCGAUGGACACCUCGAGACAGGAUUGCAGCCGAUGGACAAGUAACCCUGGUGGCGUGGAACGAUGUGUCUGUGUUUCUCAGCGUGGACACCCCGUUUCCUGGAGCACGGGUUGUUGUGUACGAAAUAUCCAAUAAAAACACACGCCAUGGUCUCAGCUCCUUCAUGACGCUGAGAUUCGGCUUUGGUAAAACAUACGGAAUAGAAACUUUACUCAGAAAGGAUCCAGUGAAUAUUCGAGUGAAACUUCAAAGCCCUUACGAAAAUUUUCGCGUGCUCGAAACAGGUGUGCAAAUGACUGGUAGCGUCAUGAAGAUGAAAACAGAUGCAGACUUCCGGUUGUAUCCUCUUAUCGGCAAGUGCGAAUGUCUUCUAGAAUGGGAAUGUGCCUCCGUUCCUAACAUUUCCGGAAAGCUCCGUAUCAGCACGCCGUUGAAGAUGCUUCCUGCAACCGAAAUUUCGAUGAGGCUCAAAUAUGUGGAUGAUAUGCACAUUUCUCGUCUAGCUGUUCAGUUUCUGCCAUCUCCUCCUUUUACUGUAGACGCUGUACUUUCUCUGAGCCUGCCUUUCCUUGUUUCCGUGGAGGCAAAAACCCCGGUCACAGGAUUCCGGAUUUUUAACACAACCAUUAAGCAUCAAGUAAGCCAUUCAUUGACCGCAACAUAUCUGCAAAUGUACUAUCCUCCAUACCAGAUGUUUGAAACGAGGGCAGUGGUUGACUGGAAUGAUACAGCCAACAGAGGUGCAUUAAUACGUAAUGACUUAAAAAGAUUUGAAGAUGUGAAUCUUUUGUUUUGGAAUAAAGGAUCAUUGCAGGAGUUUGCCGCUCGGGGAAAAUUAGUUUUACCCGAAAACCUGACAAGUUUCUUUUCUCGUCUGAGUGGCAAAUUAACUUCCACCGACAUUAAGCAGAUGAACAAGACGCUGCAAUUUUUGGGUCACGUGACGUCUGGUCAGAUUCCUGCCUUAGAAGCAGAUGUGAGUUGCAUAGUUUCACAGAAGCUAACGGAGCUCACCUGGAAAAUUCUGUUCAAAAAUCCUGAAAAUGCCGAUAGUGCUGCCGUGCUACUCAGUAACGAUCUACAUGCCACAUCUUUAUUCUUGGUUUCUUUACGUCCUGGACUUGAGUUUCUCGGCAGCACAAACGUCACAGUUUCAGAGGGAGUCUUGCUCUUCUCGCAUUCUCUUACAGCUCAUCUCGGUGACAACGUUUUCAACGAAUCGCUAGUCUUAUCCAGGGAUGAGAAUGUGACCUCAUGGGUUGGCUAGCGGCGAUGCGUUCGCAGUCUCUACGCAGACAUCGUCGGUUAGCUGACCGCACACUUGAAAAAGAUGUUCGUUGCAGAUUUCAGAAAUGUUAUUUUGAACAACAUCCCAAUGACUUUAGAGAAUCAAAGCAAUAACUAUACUGAAAUGAUCACUGGCAAAGAUGCGAUUAAUUUUAACGCAGAGAUGCAGUGUGAAUUGUCUGAAGAAUGCAUGAAUGGGAAACCCAGACGCAAUCGCCAAGUAAACGAGGCCAAUAACAUUAAUGGAGAAACGUUUGUGAAGCUGAAUGGACUCGGUCGCGAGCGAAACUCAAGCUUGAUUUUGUCGGCCAAGAGCUCACGAGGUGACAAAAAUGCAAAUGCUCAACCGAACCGAGAAUUUGUUCGUCUAAGCCAAAAUGUCGCCGCUACCUUUACCUUCGUCAAAACCGCCCUGGCGAUGACCAGCGAAGGGCAGCUCACAUACGGUGACGUGAUUCCGACUGACCGACUUUUUUACAGUAUGCAGCAGAAUGUCAGUGAGUCUGAGUGCUGUCGGAACACUAACAUGCAGUUAAGGUUCGGAAGAGGCACACGUUCAUUCGAAAUCGACGGAGUGUGGUCAGACAGUAAGACUAGCCUCCGCCUCCAAGAUGACUCAGACAAAAGCAGGCGUCUAAACACUAAAGCACUUCAUGCCUCGCUUUUCUGGGAUGCCGAUAAGGACAGGAAUAAGUGCUUGACCUUUCACUCUGUGUUGGGAACAGGAGACGGUACGAGUCUGGAUGUGACCUUAGCUUCACCUGUCACUGAUCAGGAAAUUCGUCUCAAAAGUCUACUGAAAAGGGACGACAACUUUUCAUGGGCUGCAACAACUUCUUUUUCUUACUCUUCGGACCCUCGCAAGGACGUAACUCUGGUAAUUCGAUUUACGAGACCAUCCCGUGCCUCCCCACAUCAACAACAUAGAGGAUCUCCUCCUGAACAAAAAAGAAUCGACGCACAAAGCCCUCAACUACACUGCCUUCCUCCGCCUAGAGCAUCCAUUCAGUGACCUCGAUCUCGGACUGAUGAC
Messenger RNA from Pomacea canaliculata, 5603 nucleotides. RefSeq lists its product as uncharacterized. The transcript is spliced from 10 exons. Lineage: Eukaryota; Metazoa; Mollusca; Gastropoda; Architaenioglossa; Ampullariidae. The coding region runs from base 60 to 4550 and encodes 1496 amino acids. The record is from RefSeq and is a predicted model, not a curated record.